Molecule: messenger RNA, 5417 nt
Organism: Oncorhynchus keta (chum salmon)
Lineage: Eukaryota; Metazoa; Chordata; Actinopteri; Salmoniformes; Salmonidae
Gene: zbtb42
Product: zinc finger and BTB domain containing 42
Exons: 2
Coding region: 11-1507 (498 amino acids)
Biological process (GO): regulation of transcription by RNA polymerase II
Cellular component (GO): nucleus
Molecular function (GO): RNA polymerase II cis-regulatory region sequence-specific DNA binding; protein binding; DNA-binding transcription factor activity, RNA polymerase II-specific
Source: RefSeq, a predicted model, not a curated record
UGACGGAAGAAUGGAGUUCCCAGACCAUAGCCGCCAGUUGCUGCAGUGCCUGAGUCAGCAGCGUCACCAAGGUUUCCUCUGUGACUGCACUGUUCUCGUAGGGGAUGCGCGAUUCAAAGCACACAGAGCCGUGCUGGCCUCAUGCAGCAUGUACUUCCAUCUCUUCUACAGGGACCAGCCAGACAAAAGGGACGUUGUGCAUCUGAACAGUGACAUUGUGACAGCCCCGGCUUUCAGUCUGCUCCUUGAGUUUAUGUAUGAGGGGAAGCUGGAAUUCAACACUCUGCCAGUGGAGGAUGUCCUGGCUGCGGCCAGUUACCUUCACAUGUAUGAUAUAGUGAAAGUGUGCAAAAGCAAGUUGAAAGAUAAGGAACUGUGCUACCUGGAUGAGAAGGUUAGCGAGGUGAUAGCACUGAGCUGUCUGGAAAAGGAGAGCUCCUCAGACAGCGAGCUGCAGAGCAAGCAGCCAGGUCCAGGCCGGCGACAGACACAGCAGCUGCCCCAGAGAGCCCCCCCGGCAGAGGAGUUUGACAUGGACAACAGCAAAGUCAGGCUGGCUGUCACAGAUUGUGAUAGGUCUGCACAGAGCAGGCAGAAGGCAAACGGUCACCCUGGCAGGUCCCCGGACCUUGUAGGUGUCAAUUAUGUGUCAGCAGAGGCCGAGCCCUGUGUCCAAACAGCUGGAAAAACAAAAGCUGAUGUCAGUAGUUGCACAGUAUUGCUGUCCCAGAGGUCCCGGGCUUCAGUUGACAUGGACUGUGCUCUGGAUUUGUCUUUCAAGCCACUGUCUAGCAGAGAUCCCAUACACCCCACCUACAUCUCGGGACAGCUGGCCCUCGACAGCCAGCAGCAGGGCACUGAGCCACUUGUUAAAGAUGAACACGACUUGCUGUCAGAGCAGGAGGACAGUGAGGCGAUGAGCCCGGAGAGCCAGCGCUUUGGGAAUAGUGCCAGGAGCUCAGUGGUGACAGGGUUCGCUGCCCUCUUCCCAGGCAACAACGGCUCCACAUCGAGGAGGGGGAGGCUGUUGGGGGACAGUGAGGAGGAGGACGACCUGGCCUCUUCAGACAUCUCCACCUCCAGUGGGGUCCUGCUGCCCCCGGGGCAACAGGUGUGUGUGUGUCCACUCUGCAGCAAGGUGUUCCCCAGUCCCCAUGUGCUCCAACUGCACCUCAGCUCGCAUUUCCGCGAGAAGGACGGGGCACGCUCCAAGCUCUCCCCUGACGGUUCUGUUCCCACCUGCUCACAGUGUGGCAAGACCUUCUCCUGCAUGUAUACCUUGAAGCGGCACGAGCGCACACACUCUGGUGAGAAACCAUACACCUGUGGCCAGUGCGGCAAGAGCUUCCAGUACUCUCAUAACUUGAGCCGGCAUGCCGUGGUUCACACACGUGAGAAGCCUCACGCCUGCAAGUGGUGUGAGCGCCGCUUCACCCAGUCUGGGGACCUGUACCGCCACAUCCGCAAGUUCCACUGUGGCCUUGUCAAGACCCUCGCCAUUGGAUAAACCCCUCUCACCAGUGCCAUGAAAUAAGACCGAGUAACGUCUUAUCACUCCCUGAGUACUACUACUGCAUAUACCUCCACAGUAAAGUACUAGUUAUACAUAUUCACAAAUUGUUAAAGACAUAUCCUUUUGGAAUUCUAAUCCAUGUGGCAUUUCUUAAGUUAAAGUGUAGAAACUUUAUAAUGCACAAAACUGGACUUCACUGGAAGGAUGUUGGACUUUAUCAUUUUGUUUUACAAUAAUAAGAUGGGGUGUUUUUCCACUCAAGCUGGAUAUAUGUUGAAGGUGGACAAAUCAGUUGCACUUGUUUAUUUCUGUCUGUCUUGGUAGUGCAAAACUGCUGAACUUGAUGAAGUGUAUUCUGCUAAUAGAAACACAUUUCUACGCAUAUAUCUGCAAGUGAAUUACAGCGCACACUCCUGAAUGGAUUAACAUUUGGUUAGUGCACAUGUGGAAGUGGAAACUAAAACUGCCCAAGAGUAGCAAUCUAUUUUAUAUCCAACCUUAUUUAUUAGUCAACCUGCUUAACAGGAAGAAAUAUCACAAGGCAGUGAAAAAAUACUUGAAGUUGGACUACUGGAUAUUUUUUUUGGGGUAGCUAGUAUUGUCGUUUUCUUUAUGGUAGGAAUGAAGCAGACAUCAUGAUGUUUCUUUAUAAUAGAGGAUGAAAAUAAAUACAGGAGUUGCAAGGGUUUUUCAUAUAGUAAGAUGGAGCAUGUCCUGAAGGAAUUAUGUUUUUGCUGCACUGGCCUUUCAAUGUUCAAUGUUCAGGCUGCAGUAUGAACAUUUAGAAGUGAAUUGUUUUGUCACCUUUAUGCUCUAGCAUAUACAGGUUGGGUAGUAAUUACUAAAGAUUGCAGCUAAUGCCUGUAACACUGGUGCCUACUGAAAUGAUUGACACUCCUGUUCUCAUACAAGCAUAGGACCUGUUGCCUUCAAUACAACUAAUCUGUGGGCCUUCAAAAAUGUGAUCAGCACUUUCCCUUUACAGUGCCUUAAUACCAGGAAGUAACUUGGUCACUCAGUGAUAGCCCUUGGCACUUGUAUGCCAAUUGAUUCAUGAGUGUACAUACAAUAAUGUAAUACAUGUGGUUUAAAAUCAAGCUCUUUAUUAAUUAACAAUUGUUGACUUAUAUUUAGAAAGUUCAAUUUCUGGGUUAUUUGUCUGUAUUACAGCACUGUAAAAGAAAGGGUAACCACGUUUGCAUAUUCCUUUGCUGUCCAUAUAAUAAUGCUGGAGACAUGCCCUGAUAGACAGGGCAGAGAGUGGGAGAGAUGGUCAAAGUAUACUCUCGGUGUGCCUCAGUGCUUCUCUGAGGAGAUGGUGUCCUGUGGAUGUCUUGUUGCCACACUGUCCAUUCAUCAGAACACGUAGCUCAAAAUGCUAAAUCUACUGAGUUCAUUUUGCCCCUUGUGGUUGCUCUUAUAAAGUAUCCUAUCUAUUGUUCUGUUCAUGUUGAAGUACUACUGAUGUCUGAUUUAAUGUUUGAGUGAAUCCUUUGGUGGAACUUUGCUUGACAGAAUCUUUGGACAGAAUGUGGAUUUAAUGGGCCUGUUGUGUGUUGGAAAGAUUUCAUUGUGGUUGGGUUCAUUUUGAUGCUAUACAUAUGAUUCCUACAAGGUGAGUAGCACUAAAAGUCCAAGAUAAAGGUUUCAUCUGUCCUGAGAAGACUUGAUCUGAAGGAUUUAUUCGUUUAACUUGGUUCAGGGUUUACUUUAGGUGUGACCUAUAAAGAUGAGCUGAUUUCUCUAAGCUUAGAGACUUUUGAUGCCUUGUCAUCUUGGUACUAUGGAAUUGAUAUUGGGGUCGUUUAUUCAUUUCUGCAAUCCUGUUACUGUAAAGAAAUGGUCUGUUAAUGUAUCUUACACAGAAAUCUUAAAUUGCGUAUUCUCACCGAAGCACUUGUUUUGAGCAUGCAUAUAGUUUCAACACUGAUAUUGUCUAGGCUGCUAUUUCUUACUAUUUGUAUAUUUAAUGUAAAUAUAUAUUAUAUUUAUCAGUAUGUAUGCUGUUUCUCUGUAUUAGAAGAACACGGUAGAGUUGAUUAUCAAGGUGUUUUACUAAGGCUUCAAUCUCUUAGGUAAGAGUUUCAUGUCUUCCCUCCCACCGUGAUUUGGGUUUCCUUUUCCUGUCUCACUCCAGUGAACUUGGCUUCCUUUUCAGAUGUAAUGUCUCACAGGCCAUGUCUUCACUCCAGAACAAAACAGGGAGUAAUACUGCUAUGACUGCUGUUCCGGCAGAGGAAGCAGUUGUUCACAAGAACAAACACACCGAUAUGGUGUAGAAUAUCUAUAGAAGUCAUACAAUACAAGCAUUGUUCUCCUGUCCCAGGUAGUUCUCAAGGGAUCAUUGUGCAUGUCUGCCCUCACUGUGGGGGGAAAAAAGGCACCAUGAGUCUCUCUUUGCACUUUUUGUAUUGAAUGGAGCCGUUGGAAUGCGAGAAAUGUAUUAGGCAAAGGGAGACCUGGAAGACGGUAAACAGGUGCAUUGUCUGGAGGCAUCGAAGAACAGCCCUCGAUUCCCAGCAUGCAUUAGAUAAGUGCUUCAUUGUUCUUUUAUGUGGAGAGGAUACUACAGUGACUCCAUAGCGUCUUUAGCAACACAAUCACUAUAAUUGUAAGAGUAUUUCUCUUUUCAAGUGUUGGUGUUGCCUGAUUUUCAAGAACCUUUUUGAGAUGAGGUAUCGCAACACUGAUUCAUCUGAACUUUAGUAUGUAGGUAGUAUUUAUUAACAUCCAAUUAUGUACCCAUCCUCCCCCUGGAAUGAGUUUCCCAAUAUUUCAUGAAGCUGUUUCUUUUUUUUUAGAUGUCCUGUAGUGUUCAAUUUGUGGUAUUUCAAUCGAAACACAGGAAUGUAGUUUGUUGCAUAUUUUCUCACUCUUUUGAAAGGAACAUUUCUUAUGUGAUGCAGUUGAAACAUUGUAUUGUUUUCUCUAAUGUACACAUGUAGUUGUACAGGCUUAGAAAACUAACAGUAAAUUCUUUUUUUGAUGGUUUCUCAGUCAUUAUUUAUAUCUCCAGGAUUGUUACAGAAUGUGCCUUGUAGAAACACAGACAAGUGUUGCAUCUGGAGUUGCCCCUUUCAUACAUUUGCUACAGACUUCUGUGAUGAUAUUCAGGCUAUACAAUUUUUAUUUCAAAAUGUCGACUCGGCCUGUUUUCUGCUGCUUUUAGAGAUGAGUUUCAGGGCUGGAGUUUUGCUACUGUUAAAUGAAUUACUCUUUUGUAAAGGUUUUUAAUCUGGAAUUCAAUUUAAUGUUAAGCAAACUGAAUGCAAGUAUUUUUGUUUGGCUCUAAGUUAAGUCCAUGUUUGGGAAUGAACCUAAUUGUUUUCCAUAGAUGUCAUGUUUAAUGUGAAACACAGAGAUAGUUAUGACGAAUGAAAACUAAUGCUCCUGAUCAGUGGGGGUUCUGUUUUUCUAAUUCAUGCUGUAGAAUUUAAGUCUAAAACUGAGUAUUGGGUUACAUUAAUACUGGAAUUAGUGUAUUUGGCAGGUUAAGACUGUGAAAUUGUGUACAAUCAUGAGAAAUAUUUAUUGAAUUGUUUCUUGUGCAACAUUUUGACUCAAUUAUUUGAUUUGUAAAAUGAAAGAUGCUGAUAAAUGUCAAUGGUAAUAUUAGAAUUUGUAGAAGUGCCAUUAGAAUUUAAUAUAAUUUUUUAAUAAGAAAGUUAUAUUUUAUAGUAAUCAAUUGCUUCUGUGUUAGUGGUUUAAAGAUUAGGGGUCAAUCUUAUUCAGAAUUGACAUUGUGUAGAACUUGAUGCAAUUUAUUUUGAUCUGUAAUUGUAUGUGCUUUUUUGUGUGUUUUGUUUGUGCUUUCAGAGAGUGUGUGCGUGCUGUGGAGAUGUGACAAUCUUGAGUUAGGUCUUUAUUAAGAUUAUGCAUAGAUUAAACAGGAUACUUUUCUGUG